UCCCAGAUACCAGUAGACUGUCUUCUACUUGACGGCGCCGUUUUUGUUCCUCGCCCCUGCGCUUCACGUUAAACCAUCAAAUCGACAAAAAAGCCGCCGUCAUCUCGAACGCAUCUACUGGUCCAUCUGGGUGCAAGUUAAAGAAGAUUAAGUUAUAUUUCAAGAGCCGUAAAAUAUUUGAGGCCUUGACGCGGAGCUAAUGAGACUAAAAGCUGAAAUCGACGAAAGUUGAAUAUAAAACCGGGAUGGUUUAUCUGUUCGUUUUCCUGUUGGCCCGUCUGUCUCCAGCAUCUUCAGAUGUGGUACAAGUGAAACCUGGAGAUGAUGUCAUUCUGCCAUGUCAGGCUGGUGAAGCCUCCAUCAGAGCUGUAGAGUGGAGCAGACCUGACCUGGAACCCGAGUACGUCGUCUUUCACAGAGAUGGACUCUCAGAUCCAACCCACCAGCAUCCAUCCUUUAAGGACCGGGUGCAGCUGGUGGACAGAGAGCUGAAGGACGGAGACGUGUCUUUAAUUCUGAAGAAUGUGAGCAGCAACGACGCUGGAACAUACGAGUGUCGAGUUGCAACAGAAGGUUCAAGACGUAAGAGAGCCAUUAUUAAGACUGAGCCAAUCAGAAUCAUCCAGCUGGAGGUUUCAGGGUCCAACAGCGGAGACGUCGAGGAGGGAAACUACAGACAUUACUACGGAUCUGUAGCAGGUUUUGUUGUGGUUUGUGUAGUUGUUGUCAUCAUUGUCGUCUGGAAAUAUAGAAGACCCUGGGAGAGCCUGGUUAUUUGAGGCAGUGUGGAAGUUGAGCCACACAUUUUUUAAGGCUUAGAGUUUAAUUACAAUAUUCUAAAAUAAAAAUACUAAGGUACAAGUAAAAUAUCAGAUAUUUUAAAAACAAUCAGAGAGCAGACUAUAUAAAAGUACUUUGUUACAGUAAGGAGAGUAAAUGUAGUUGGUUGCUUGCAGCCUCAGCACUGAUGUAUCACAGGGAGCUUCAUGAACAGAUUAACCAGCUUUAAACAGAAAAACGGUCUCUGAUGUCUGAAAUGUCAGCAGACAGAGCGCAAACCAAACCUGUUGAAACCAGGUGGAGAGAUGUCUGUGGGUUAUCCAAUACAUUUCAUCUGUGAAGUUUGCACACAUACUUUUUCUUUAAGAAGCUGGUGAUGGGUGUCUGAUCAUCAGGUUCCAACAGCAGAGACGUCAAGGAGGGAAACUAUGGUCUUUACUACGGACUGGUAGCAGCUUUUGUUCUGGUUUGUUUAGCUGCUGUUGGAUUGGCUGUUUGCUGGAAAUAUAAAAGUCAUAUUGACCAGAGACCAGAACAGUCUGCUGCUGCUGAAACAGUGAACGACCAGUUACUCUGACUUGUCACAGACUCUUUCCACCUGACCACAUGUAUCAUUCAACAACAACAUGAGUUUCAGUCUUUCUGUUGUUAUGAAUGUGCAAGUCUGGAGUUUGGUGCUCUCCACCAUGAUAAUCUGCA
Messenger RNA from Micropterus dolomieu (smallmouth bass), 1479 nucleotides. RefSeq names its product programmed cell death 1 ligand 1-like. The record is from RefSeq and is a predicted model, not a curated record. Gene Ontology annotation, biological process: cellular response to lipopolysaccharide; cell surface receptor signaling pathway; T cell costimulation. Gene Ontology annotation, cellular component: external side of plasma membrane. NCBI's taxonomy places the organism in Eukaryota, Metazoa, Chordata, Actinopteri, Centrarchiformes, Centrarchidae. The transcript has 3 exons. Bases 246 to 779 code for a protein of 177 amino acids.